Coregonus clupeaformis (lake whitefish) is the source of this 1634-nucleotide messenger RNA. RefSeq names its product 2-oxoglutarate and iron-dependent oxygenase domain-containing protein 2. Lineage: Eukaryota; Metazoa; Chordata; Actinopteri; Salmoniformes; Salmonidae. The record is from RefSeq and is a predicted model, not a curated record. The transcript is spliced from 6 exons. The coding region runs from base 585 to 1166 and encodes 193 amino acids.
UUUAAAUAAUUGAGUACUGUUUAAUAUUGCGAAAUGUUAUAUUUAGCAAUGUGUCUCUAUUUAAGAAGAUUUGUUGAUUACAUACCUUGGAAACUAAAUGCUAAGAGUAUCGGUUCACAUCGGACACAUAACAACGUUGGAUCACAACAAACAACUCAAAAUCCGGAAGCAAUACCAUAACUGCCUUUGAUAGCUCCUCGUACGCUCUCUUUUAACUACUAGCUUUUUUUAUUAUGAAUCUUCCUAUAACGUUAAUACGUUGAUUUGUAUUAUCUUCAUAGGAAAGUCAUGCAAAACGAUAAGGAUCGUAACGCAAAUGUUUACACCUGUAUUUGUUUUAGCACGGACAAUAUUUUCCUUGAAGAGUUCAAACUUCAUGUCAGAUUUCUAUCCGAGCAGCAGUUAGAACGAAUUAUCAAGCGGUUUUAAGAAAGCUUGGCUGCUCCACUAACACACAGUUCAAGGAUAUCCUGACAAAGGCAAUCACGCAUUUUGAAUUGCCAAAGAAGUUCAAAGGCGCCAGAGCCUUGGUGUGAAGUCAGCUGAGAGAGCUGUUGCCAUAAAGGAGAUGUAUAAACCCCUCCAUGACCAUGUCUACCAUCUACAGCUUCUGUGAUGAGCUGAUAGAAGAUAUGGAACACUUUGAACAGUCUACAGUGCCCAAUGGCAGACCCAACACAAUGAAUAACUACGGGAUCCUCCUGAACGAGCUAGGGUUUGACGAUGGCUUCACUACCCCUCUCCGUGAGCAGUAUCUGCAGCCUCUCACAUCGCUGCUCUACCCUGAAUGUGGGGGACGCUGCCUAAACAGCCACAAGGCCUUCAUAGUGAAAUACGACAUGCAUGAAGACCUGGACCUCAGCUACCACUACGACAACGCAGAGGUCACUCGCAACGUGUCUCUGCAGAAAGAGUUCACUGAAGGGAACCUCUACUUUGGUGACAUGAGACAGGUGCCUCUGAGUGAGAGCGUGUACGGAGGUAGAGCAGAGAGUGACAGAGGGUCUUCUCCACAGAGUACAACACAUGCCCAUCUACUCUGGCCAGCGCUGGAACCUCAUUGUCUGGAUGAGGUCCUCACAGGAGAGGAACAAACUGUGCCCCGUGUGCAACAAGAAGCCCACCUUGGUCGAGGGAUAGGGCUUCGCAGAAGGCUUCACCAGUGACUCAGGGAUGUCUCUUCUACAGAAUGUAACUUAAUGCUGCUGGUCCAUAUGUAUUUGUGUAUGUUAGUAUAACUUGUCUGGAUAUCUGCUUAUUGUGGAGAUUAUCGCAUGUGCGAAAAAAUAGUUGUGGAGAGGAAACAUGAUAGACAUUAGGAACAUAGAGAGGCUCUUCACCACUUCUACAUAAUACCUCACUACAAACUUCAUUACACAGUGUCACAAUUAUUCCUAUCUUUUCUAAAACAUAAUGUCCAUAAAAAAUAUGUGUAGCCUGUGACUCGAAUGGUCUUUUGUCUAGGUAGUGGUAUUACAUAUCCAAAAGUCAAUAGACACUAGUGAAGAAAACCUGAGCUUUCACCUUUAAACCUUACUUCUAGUGGGCUUGCUUCUUGUUCACAGAAAUAUGAUAUUUUAAAUGCUGUAAACUUUAUACAUAAUGUAAGUAAUAUAAAUAAAUUCAUAGCUGUA